AUGGCGUCGCCCAUAAUGUACGAGUCUAACGAAAGUGACACGGACGAAAGUAUACCUGAAAUAGACUUAACCCUUAAACUGACUGUGCAGCCGUAUCAAUACGAGCCAGUUAAAAGACAAGAAACAACAAGACAGCCGUUUGACGAUGAAAGUGACUCGGGGCAGUCGGCACAAGGCAGCGUCCAUAGUGAUGAUGAAAUCUCUGAACAACUGCCGUCAGACAUGCACUGGUGUUCCUGUAAAAAUUGCAUUACUAUGCCAACUGCAAGAGAAUGCAAAUGUUGCCAUUUUUAUGCUGCUAUUGAGUCAAGGUUGGAAGAGAGAGGAGAGACCUGCAUCACAGAACACGAGGGUUUUGCAGCAAACUGUCUCAACAGAUGGGUUUUAGAGACAUCCUUUAAUUUAUGA
This is a messenger RNA of Saccostrea echinata, 408 nucleotides long. RefSeq lists its product as uncharacterized. The record is from RefSeq and is a predicted model, not a curated record. The coding region runs from base 1 to 408 and encodes 135 amino acids. The transcript has 2 exons. Lineage: Eukaryota; Metazoa; Mollusca; Bivalvia; Ostreida; Ostreidae.